CUGUCGUAUUUCCUGCACCUUACAAAAGGAGUGCAAAGCAAAGGGGAAAUGAUACAUUUUUCAUGUACUGUAACAGCCGCAAGUUAAUCGACUGAGCAUGAAAUAAGACAAGAUGCGGGAUCGACUGAGUGAUCUGCAGUCAGCCUCCAGGCUCACGCAGGGUGAGGCCCCUGGUGUGGCUGAGGAGACUGGGAUCGAGGGUACGGAGCAGGACGUGGUGGUGUUUGAAGGAGAGGAGGAAAUGGAGGAGACCUUCAGGGAGGUGCAGGCCAUGCACAAGGAGAUCGCCCAGCUACGCAUAGAAGUCAAGCAGUUGGGGAAGCAGAGCACACGCUACCUCACCUCCAUGAGGCGCUUUAGCAGCAUCAAGCGCGACUCCAACUCCAUCGCCCGUGACAUCAAGGCCAGGGGUCAGGCCCUGUACACCCGUCUGCAGCAGAUGGAGACUCGGUGCCAGCGCCUGGACCAGGAGUAUGGUGUCCACUCGUCCCUGGCACGCAUGGUGCGCGCCCAGUGCGUCUCCCUCACCGUGGCCUUCCACACGGUCAUGUCCGAGUACAACGAGGCGGAGAUGGGGCAGCGGGACAACUGCAUGAAGCGCAUCCAGAGGCAGGCUGAGAUCGUGGGCCAGGAGGUGACCGGCGAGCAGAUCGAGGAGAUGAUCGAGUCAGGGAAGUGGAACGCCUUCUCGGAGAACCUGGUGGCAGACGGCCGCGCAGCACGCUCCGCCCUCAGUGAGAUCGAGACCCGCCAGAAGGAACUCCUGGAUCUCGAGGGGCGCAUCCGGGACAUCCAUGAGCUCUUUCUCCAACUGGCCCUGUUAGUGGAGGAGCAGGGCAGCAAACUGAACAACAUUGAGUCCAACAUGGCCACCACACAGGACUAUGUGGCCAAGGCAACAGUCCACAUCAAGAAAGCUGUGAGGUACAAAAAAGCAAACCCUUGCAGACGUUUUUUCUGCUGCUGUUUCCCCUGCUGCAAUAAGUAGCACUCAGACUCAGACCACUUCUCUCUCAUACAGCUACCACUCUGCAGACAAGGUUAGAACUGCUCUUCCUACAGACCCUGCAAGGUAUCUGCUGUAAUAGAUUUGACAGUGUAAAUGAAUGACUUCUCGCUGUUGGCGAGAAAAACAGAGAGACGGUGACAGUGGAGCACAAGACAUUUGAGCACACUCCACCCCAAUGUGUCAUGAACCACUGUCAGCAGUGUAGGCUGUGUGUGGAAAACACAGGGACUGCUGUGCAAAUGAUCAUUAAGUCAGUGUCAUUAAGUCUGUUUGUAUGUGAAGCUGUAAAAACGUGUAACCAGGGCUCACAUUUUGCAUGUUGUUCUGUUGGUUUGCAUGUCCUACACCUGAGUGCCUUUAAAUUGAAUGUGUACACAUUUCUGUAGGCCAUACGUUUUAUUGAUGAUUUACAGCAUUUCACAUAAAAUAAGUACUUAAACCCUUAAA
Messenger RNA from Clupea harengus (Atlantic herring), 1456 nucleotides. It is a transcript of the gene stx11a, whose product is annotated as syntaxin 11a. Lineage: Eukaryota; Metazoa; Chordata; Actinopteri; Clupeiformes; Clupeidae. Gene Ontology annotation, molecular function: SNARE binding; SNAP receptor activity. Gene Ontology annotation, cellular component: endomembrane system; plasma membrane; presynaptic active zone membrane. The record is from RefSeq and is a predicted model, not a curated record. Gene Ontology annotation, biological process: synaptic vesicle fusion to presynaptic active zone membrane; intracellular protein transport; exocytosis.